UCGUAAGACCCUUUAAAAGACUUGAAAAGCGGGAGUUAACGAUAAAGCCGUGAAAAUCUGAAAACCAAAAACACUAAACAGAGUGAAAGAGAGAGAGAGAGAGAGUGCGCCUUUGUUCUAGAGAGAGAAUGUGAAGAAGAGAGAAAAAUCAAUGGUGGUUUGAUUUCUGCAAACUUAAGGUGUAAGUUUUCUUCAAUUUGAAGGAGGAGAGAGAGAGAAAAAAGAGAGACAAAAAUGACGACGACUACUGGAAUAACAAUCCAUGACCAAAACUUAGAGAAACAAAUUGAGAAACAUAUGGGAGGUUGUAUGGCUGGUUUCUUCAAUAUCUUUGAUCGUUCUCAAAUUAUCUCCGGAAAACGUCUCUAUCCUAAACGUCUUCCUCCUGCUCUUUCUUCUCCGGGAGGAGAUUCAGCAUCGGAGUCAAUCUCAGCCGUCGGAUCUCCGGCGAUAUCGAUGGAAUUCGAGAAGCCGAAGCUACAACCGGAGAUUCGAUCACCAGUACCAGAAACUCCUCCUUCUUCUUCUGUUACUGGUGCUGUAACUGUAAACUCACCUUCAAUGGAGUCGGUGAAAUCGCCAUGGAAGUUCAACCGAGAAGCUCCGAGACUCUCGCUUGAUAGCAGAGCAAUUACUGACGCUAAAGGCGGACUUCGACCGCGAGAGAUCCGAAUCAACACCGUUUCUACCUCCGGCGCAACCGCUGACGACGGAAGAGACAAUCAGCGACAGUCUCCGAGCGUUAUCGCUCGUCUUAUGGGACUCGAGCAGCUGCCGAGCUCUUCUAGUAGCGAGCCGGAGAAGAAGGUUGAGCUUCGUAGAUCGGCGUCGGAGUCGCGAUCAAGAGAUUAUCGGUUUUUUGAUACUCCGAGCUUUCUCUCUCCUGUAACUACUAAAAAUGAAGUUAUUGGAGAGAGAAAAUCUGAUCAAAUAUCUGCCAUAACCAGAAACCAGAAUAACAGCAAUAACGGUUAUGGUUAUGGUUAUAAUUAUGGAGGAAAGAGUAAUAUUCAGAAGGUGAAGAAUCAGAGUAGUAACAAUACUCAGCGAAGAUUAAUGGUGGAAAAAAAGAGCUACUACAACUCUGCGGAUUUUUUUCCGGCAGAACUUCCGGCGAAACAACAACAAGAACAACAUCAAGCGGUGACGAUUUACGGAGAAAUCGAGAGGAGGUUAAGGAUGAGAGGAAUCGAUGAACCUUCCAAAGAUUUGGAAACUCUGAAGCACAUUCUAGAAGCUCUUCAGCUUAAAGGACUUCUACAUUCCUCCACAACUUCCACCACCGCAAAUUAUUCUGGCCGGAGAUUCUCAUCGGAGGAAGAAUCUCCGGUGGUUUUAAUGAGACCAGCAAGAUCUCCGGCGAAUAAUCGCCGGCGAAAUAUGAAUAAUAAUUCUUCCUCCGGCGAUAGUCCAAGGCGAGAGAGACCGGCGAGAAGUCCGAUGAGAUCGCCGGGAAGAGGUGAGAAUCGAACCUCUAGUCCUGUGGUUCGACGAAAAGGCGGUCCAUUAAGCGUCGAAACGCAGAGGAGAAGCAAUGAAACGACAACGACGACGAUGAUGAAUAGUAGCAGUAGUAGUACUAGAGUUUCAUCACAUUCUCCAGUUCAAUCUCCGAAGAUGACGACGACAAGGCGGUGUGAUCAGACGGUGAAUCGAUCACCUCGUAAUCGGAGAUCAACGGUUGAGGUUUGUCAGAAUGAUAGAAUCCUCAGUGGUCCUGCAUUUGCUGAAGAUGAAGCAUCUACUACUAUUUCUGAAAGCAGCUUCAGUACUUCCUCACAUACCGACAAUGAGCAGAGAUGGAGGGGAGAUGAGUACAGAGAUGGAAGAAAUCUACUAGAGAGGUGUGAUAAACUAUUGCACAGUAUAGCGGAAAUAACUGCAAACUCGAACUCAAACUCGGCUGAGUUGCAGCAACCUAGUCCAGUAUCGGUGCUUGACUCAUCUUUUUACAAAGAAGAUGACUCACCUUCGCCUGUAAAGAAACGUACCAUUGAUUUCAAAGAUCAAGUAGUUAUGGACUUAGAAGAUGAACUGUUGUGGAGCCCAUCAUCAAUAAUCCAAUUAUCAAAGCUUGAUCAUGACAUGUAUUCAUCAGACGAUUCAGAAUUCAGCUAUGUUUCAGAGGUACUCAGAGCAUCAAAUUACCUCCCAGAUGACAAUAACUUAUUCCUAUUAUUAGAGAAACAAAGCUCAAUUAGAGGCAGUACUAAAGACAAGUCCAAAGCUUCAAUUCUUCAAAGGAAGCUCAUCUUUGAUACCGUCAACGAAAUCCUCGAUCGAAAUCGAGAAUUACCCCCUUGGAAAACAGUUUUAAUCACGGAUUCAACCUCCGGGAGACCGCCAUUGGAGCAAAUUUGGUCCGAAUUCCAAAAAAUCCGAGAGCGAGGUCCGUCUGAGGACCUCCUCGAGGUCAUAAGUGGGGUGUUGAAGAAAGAUUUAGCCGGAGAUUCAAUAACCGGGUGGGCCGAUUGUCCGAUGGAGAUGUCCGAGGUGGUGCUCGACAUCGAACGAUUGAUAUUCAAGGAUCUCGUCGGCGAAACUAUCCGAGAUCUCGCUACCUUUGCUGGGGAAAGUACGGGACUACAAGCACCUCGUAGGAAGUUAGUUUUUUAAUAGCGCGGGAAAAGAGAAACAUUUGGAAAUAGUGGGAUUGUCACCAACUUUUGGCGCACUUUUUCCGUUUGUUUAUCUCCUUCACUAGCCAAAAAAAGGGACCCCACCAAUUAGGUGUUUAUUAAUUAUUACUAUUUAAUUAGUUUAUUAUUAGGAGUAAUUUUUUUCCACUUAAUUUCUAAGUUUUCGUCGGCCAUGUUUUUUUGUGGUAAUUUUUAUGGAAUUGUGGACUUAGAUUUGAGAAUGUAGGCUCAGCUGAAACCCACGCAAAUCUAACGGUCACUUUUUUUUAUUAUUAUAUAUAAUUUUUUAUCUUUUUAGAAAAAAAAAAGAUGUAAAGCAAUCAAUUAGGAGAUUUUAUUUUUAGUUUUUUAAAAAAAAGUAAAGCAAGUGUGUCAUGUGAAGGGCAUGUGGGUGAGCUGAAAAGGGCAGAUGAUGCUGUCAUGGGUUGUAUGGAAAUAAUAAAACAGAUGUGGAAGCUGAAGAAAAAGAAAAAAAGUGAAAGCCCAAAAUAAAGGUGAAAAACAAGUGGGGGCCCAAUAGUGGAUUAUUGAGGGAUAGCAGAAAGUUUGGUUUUAAUUAAUUGAAAUUCCAUGUGUUUUUUUUUUGUCUCUAAGUAAGAGAGAAUUUGUAAUGAUGACUUUUGUUUUGGUAUAAUGUAGUACUAGUAGUAGACUAGUACUAUAGUUUGUGAUAAAAUUAUGGAAUGGGUCAGCUUAAGUUUUUUA
Messenger RNA from Beta vulgaris subsp. vulgaris (sugar beet), 3344 nucleotides. RefSeq names its product protein LONGIFOLIA 1. The record is from RefSeq and is a predicted model, not a curated record. Gene Ontology annotation, biological process: regulation of monopolar cell growth. The transcript is spliced from 4 exons. Bases 235 to 2616 code for a protein of 793 amino acids. NCBI's taxonomy places the organism in Eukaryota, Viridiplantae, Streptophyta, Magnoliopsida, Caryophyllales, Amaranthaceae.